AUGGGAUCUUCUUUUAAGUGUAUGGAUGAAUUUCGAGAUUUUCAAAAAGAAAGUAUUCAAGAGGCAUUUGAUAUGGGUGAUCUUACAACUGGUAGGGGCUUGAAUCAAGAACUUGAUCUUUCAAGAGCAUGUGAUACUCUUUGGGGAUCUCACCUUAAAUCUUUUAAUAAUAUUAUUCUGAUGUUUGGAUCUAUUCUUGAUGUUCUUGAGUCGCUUGUUCUUGAUGCACAUUCUACAAAUGAAAGAGCCAAGGCAAUGGAAUAUUUCAGGGCUUGUCAAACAUUUGAGCUUGCAAGUUAUAUUAUUGAUGUUCAUGAUGAUGAUGAAAGAUUCUCCGACCGACAUGUGCUUUGUGAUCUUUCAAAAAGAUUAGUUCAGACAAAGAAGCAUUCAAAUUAUCCUCAUGUAUUUCGCUUAGUGAAACUUGCUUUGCUUCUACCAGUUGCUACUGCAUCUGUUGAAUGA
Messenger RNA from Nicotiana attenuata, 465 nucleotides. RefSeq lists its product as uncharacterized. NCBI's taxonomy places the organism in Eukaryota, Viridiplantae, Streptophyta, Magnoliopsida, Solanales, Solanaceae. The transcript is spliced from 2 exons. The coding region runs from base 1 to 465 and encodes 154 amino acids. The record is from RefSeq and is a predicted model, not a curated record.